GCCCAUGAGCAGGCAGCGCCACUCCUCCCAUCAGCCCCGCGCUACGGUGGCCGGACGUGCUCAGGGGGCGGGAAAGACGCGGCGAGGCGAUGGCUGCGGAGCGGGAGAUGCGGGACUUCACUCGCGGGCUCUUCCAGGGCAGCCCGGACCUCAGCGUGCUGACGCUGGCCAUGGUGCGGAGGACGUACCUGGCCCACGUGGGCCGCGAGAGCCUGGUGCGGGAGGAGAAGGACCUGCUCAAGCAGCUGGUGGAGGAGGAACUGCUGAGAAUGCAGCAGCUGGAAGAUUCCAGUUCCGACGGGGGGUCCCCGAACCCCGAGAACGCCCGGGACGUCCCUGAAGCCGGGGCUGAGAAGCGACCCCGCAGCGGCUCCGACUCGUCGGGGGGAGGCCCCAAGGACAUGGCGAGAAAGAAACAGCGACUGGAUCAGGGUUCUGAGGCCAGUUCUGAUGGGGAGGAUUCUGGGAUUGAUUCGAGGAAGCCGAAACUGGCUGCUGCCCAGGGGGAUGCUGGGAAAUCCGGGCACACAGGAUCGUGGGAGGACGAGGGGGACUCUGGAGCAGAGGAGACACCCGAGCGGGGUGGCACUGGCAGAGAGAGCGACUCCGAGCGGGCAGCCGGGAGCAAGGGAAUGAAGCAGCCCCCGAGGAGAACAGAGGGCGCCAAGGCGCAGGACCGGCCGGGGAAGAAACGAGCGAGAGAGGCAGAGCGGAGGGGUGACUGUGGGGAGCAGGAGGGGAAAGCGAACGGGGGGAUCACAGCUCAGAGGGAGGAGGAAUCAGGGAGCGAAUCAGCCGUGGAGGAGGAGGAGUGUAAGUGGCAGAAGCAGACAGGGAAGACGGGAGCGAGGAAGGCCAAGCAGAGGAGCGAUAGCGAGGAGGAGGGGGACAGCAAGAAGAAGGGGCGGAUGAAGGCUUGGGGGAAGGAAGUGGGGAGCGACUCUGAGGUGGAAGAGAAGGAGUGUCAGAGUAGAAAAGGGGCAGGGAAGAAGGGAACAAGGAAGGCAGGGAGAUGGAGUGAUAGUGAGGAGGAAGAGAACAAGGAGAAGAUAACAAAGUCUCAGAGAGAGGAGGAGUCAGGGAGCGAGGAGGAGGGUAGGAGCCAGAAGCCGGCAGGGAAAAGGGGAGCAAAGAAGGCCGAGUGGAGGAGCGAUAGCGAGGCUGAGGAAGUGGGGAGCAGGAAGAGGGGCAGGGUGAAGGCUCAGAAGGGGGAGGAAUCGGGGAGCGAGGAAGAGGAGGAUAGGAGCCGGAAGUCAGCAGGGAAGAAGGGAACGAAGAAGGCCGAGCGGAGGAGCGAUAGCGAGGCUGAGGAAGUGGGGAGCAGGAAGAGGGGCAGGGUGAAGGCUCAGAAGGGGGAGGAAUCGGGGAGCGAGUCAGAGGUGGGUAGGAGCCGGAAGUCAGCAGGGAAGAAGGGAACGAAGAAGGCCGAGCGGAGGAGCGAUAGCGAGGCUGAGGAAGUGGGGAGCAGGAAGAGGGGCAGGGUGAAGGCUCAGAAGGGGGAGGAAUCGGGGAGCGAGGAAGAGGAGGGUAGGAGCCGGAAGUCGGCAGGGAAGAAGGGAACGAAGAAGGCCGAGCGGAGGAGCGAUAGCGAGGCUGAGGAAGUGGGGAGCAGGAAGAGGGGCAGGGUGAAGGCUCAGAAGGGGGAGGAAUCGGGGAGCGAGGAAGAGGAGGGUAGGAGCCGGAAGUCGGCAGGGACGAAGGGAGCGAAGAAGGUGGAGCUGGAGAGGAAGAAGAGGAGGACGAAGGCCCAGAGUGAGGAGGAAUCGGGGAGCGAGGAGGAGGGUAAGAGCAGGAAGGAGACGGGGAGGAAGGGAAGGGGGAAGGCCGAGCGGGGCAGCGAGAGCGAGGAAGAGGAGCGUAAGCCGAGGCUGAAGGCUGAGGAGGAGGGGAAGGCGAGGCAGAGGGGCAGCUCCGAGACAGACGAAGACUCUUCCUCCUCCUCCUCCUCCUCCUCCGCGCAGGAUGAGAACAACAGCCCCAACCCAGGCUCCCGGCGCAAGAAGGGAAAGGCGCCGGGCCCGGCGGAGGAGCACCCGGCCGUGCGCCGGCUGAAGCGCUGCAUCCUGGCCUGCGGCGUGCGGCGGAACUACGGGAAGCUGCUGGCCGGGUGUCGCUCCGUCAAGCAGCGGGUCGGGGUCCUGCGCCGGGAGCUGGAGGCCAUUGGGCUGCAGGGGAACCCCUCUCUGGAGCGGUGCCGGGCCCUGCGGCUGCACCGGGAGGAGGCAGCCGAGUUGGCAGCGCUGGACGUGGGGAACAUCAUCGUCUCUGACGGCCGCCCCCGGCGCCGCAACAUCUGGAGUCUGUACAGCACCCCCCCGGCCGUCCCCCCAGCUGCCCCCCCAGACGCCGAAGGGGGCCCCCCAUCCCGGUGCCCCACUGACUGGUCCAGCCUCCGCGGCGUGAUCAGCAGCGACGGGGAGAGUGACUGAGGCGGGGGGCGGCACCUGGGUAUAACACCCUCCCCCCACCCGCUGUGGGGCUGGGAGUUGGGGCUCGCCCCUGCCAUUCCCUGCUUGGAAGGGCCUGUUGUUUGGGGGUGGGGGCAGAUUGGGGAGGGCUCCCCAUUGGAUGGGGUAGGAUCGGGGGAGCAAAUCCGUCUCCCAUUCCCCACUUGGUAGGGGGCAGGUGUGGGGCUCUGGGGCCAGAAAUUGGGGGGUAACCCCUGGUGUCUGUCACUUUCUGGGCUGAGCCCACCCAGCACCCCAAAACUGGAGGUUGGGGGACCCCUGAGCCACGAGGGGGGCUCCCUGCAGAGCUGGGAGGCAGCCGUCUGCCCCCAGGGGAACCAGAGGCGACCCCAAAAUAUUCCCACAAGGGCCCCUCAAUGAAGGAUGCUGGUGCAGGGGGCUGGAUGUGUCCUGGCUUGGGGGGCGCCCCCUAGAUCUACAGCCUGGGGGCAAUUCCCCCUCCCCAUUGUCCCCAAACCCCCCCAGUUGUCAAUGUCUUUGUUUUAUGGGAGUUUUUUAUAUUAUAAAAUAAAGUGAAUUUUGUUAUUUAA
Chelonia mydas (Green sea turtle) is the source of this 2998-nucleotide messenger RNA. RefSeq names its product HIRA interacting protein 3 (gene HIRIP3). The transcript has 7 exons. Gene Ontology annotation, cellular component: nucleus. The coding region runs from base 90 to 2429 and encodes 779 amino acids. The record is from RefSeq and is a predicted model, not a curated record. Lineage: Eukaryota; Metazoa; Chordata; Testudines; Cheloniidae.